AGUCGGAUGUCAAAAACAAGAAGAAGGAGCUCAGCUUUCUUGGCAUAUUUGCAGUGAGGCACCAGUAAGGGGAGGUUUACAGCUCAGAACUCUGUCCAGGUCUAAGUCUCAGCCUAACAGGGGCUGCAUUUGCCCUACGAGGUGCAUUUCUGUGUGCAGCACUGCCUGUUUUUCACCCCUCCUGCUUUAGUCUUUAGGUGGAGACUAGUGAGCUGAGUUAAUGAGUUUAUGGACAUGGACUUGGAUUGUAGCAGCAUGGACAGACGGACAGCAGUGAUAGUGGACACUGGAGAUGCCCUGUAUCCAAAGAAUGGAUCAGUGGUCCAUUCCGUGAAGACUGAAGAGGAGGACGAGCUCCUAAAGGAGGAGCUCCAUGAUGCACCUCCCCUUUGUCAUCCACACAAACUCCCAACGCAGGAACAGCAUCAUGAAGGCGGAGUGGGAGAGCGGUGUGCAGUCCAGGAUUCAGCAUGUGUGGAAAGUCUGUUUGUAGUUAUUAAAACAGAACCCGAAGAAAUAAAUACGUCUGCACAAAGUGGUGGAGACCACAGGACCACACAGGACUGUGGCUAUGAAGAGGAAAAUGAGGACCACCACUUAGUUAUUAAAACGGAACCAGAUCUUCAGAGACUGAAGUGUGAAUCUGACUGUGAGAACCAUCACAAACCUUACCCGCCUCCUCUCUGUAAAACAGAAACAGACACCGUGGAAGUCGCUCACCCCGUGUACAGUGGCGGCGGGGGUGAACAGACCUGCAAGCGGAUGUGGCCGGUCCAGCAUGUGGACUGUAAGCAAAUUCCAGAGUUGAUGGGGGACCAUGACGAUUCAAAUACAAACAAAAGGAUUAACAGAGAAGGAACGCAUGGGAACCAUGUCGGUCACCUGGACAAACCCGGUAAAGAACACAGCAGACGAAGGUCUUACUCCUGUUCUGAAUGUGGAAGUAUGUUCUCUAAAUCAUCAGCCUUUUACAGCCAUAUGAGAAUACACACCGGUAAGAGGCUGUACCAGUGCUCUCAGUGUGACAAGUCCUUCACCCAGUCAAGAUCCUUCAAAACCCACCAGAGAGCACACACCGGAGAAAAGCCGUACCAGUGCGCUCAGUGCGGGAAGACGUUCACGCGGACCGACGUGCUCCAGAUCCAUCAGAGGACUCAUACCGGAGAGAAGCCCUACCUUUGCUCUCAGUGCGGCAAGAGCUUCACCCGGUUAGACGUCUACCAGAACCACCGCAGGAUUCAUACCGGAGAGAAGCCUUACCAGUGCUCUCAGUGCGCCAAGACGUUUACGCGGUUAGAUGUCUACCAGAAUCACCAGAGGAUACACACGGGGGAAAAGCCCUAUCAGUGCUCCGUCUGCGGAAGACGCUUCUUGUACUUGUCGAACAUCAGGAACCACGAGAGGACGCACACGGCGGAGAGGCCGUACCGAUGCUCUUUGUGUGAUAAGACGUUCAUACAGUCGGGACACCUAACCAAACAUCUGAGAACCCACACGGGAGAGAAGACAUAACAAAGCUGUGAAUAUACCCUCUUGCUAAACCACCCUUUGAUUACGUCCUGUGGAUUAAUAUUCCGUAAAUGCACGGAAAGCGGUGCAAAGAAGUUAGUUGUGUGAAAAAGUUUUAAAUAAGUGAAAUUUAUAAAAGAAUAUAUAAGUGAAAAUAAGUUGACACAUCCUCUACAGCCCAUGUGACAAACACAAGGCCUCCUGGCCAAAUCAGUAAUUUCUAUUAAUAUUACUGCACUAGAGUUCAUUAUAGGUGUCUGUAAACUGGGGACAUUUAAAGAGGUUGAACAGUUACCAGCAGCCAAUGAAAUCUAUUGUUUUAUAUAAAAGGUUGUUUUUGUUUAAAAUAAUCCUCAGGUUAUUCAAGCCCUAUUUUCUGCCAUUGUAGCUUUGGCAAAUUUUGAAUAAACAAUAGCCAGUUGGGGUCAGUUUGGUGAAAUGCUAGGUAAAAAUAACAGCGGGCCCAUUUGUGUUGGGAUUUUUAAUAUGGCCCUCUUAGUGGUUGGGUUUGAAAGAGAACACACUUCUGCACAUAUUAAUGCUCAACUACUUUUCUUUUUAACAUAUUGGGGGGAAAAAAACUACAGCAUAAAAUGUGACGUAUACAUAAGGAACGUUUUAUAUAUUGUGUUACAUCUUCUCAGUAUUUUAAAUUCAACAAAUGAAUAGAAAUUGUGCACUAAAAUUUCCCUAUUUGAUUGUGUUCUCUGUAGAGGACGUCCGCUUAUUUUGACAUAGGAAAUUGAAGGAACUGGGAGCACUGGGGUCCCUGAACUCUUGCAUACAACUACAUAAGAGAGCUGCUGGUGUAUCUGUGACGUUUUAAACAUAUCGUUAUAUGUGAUGUACUAGAAGUGCAAGAACUUACAAGAUGAAUGUUUUCCUUCAAUGCGAUGCAGUGUUUUCUCAAUUAGAUUGAUUUUUCUAUACAGCAAAAACAGAGUUGGGAAAAAAGGGUGCCUUAUAUUAGUAUGGUACUGUUUCCGAUUAGCUUUAAAAAAUGUUGAAAUGCGUCCAACAUUUAUAAAAAUCCAGUUUUGGAAACC
Messenger RNA from Pygocentrus nattereri (red-bellied piranha), 2555 nucleotides. Its product is annotated as zinc finger protein 79-like. Gene Ontology annotation, molecular function: DNA-binding transcription factor activity; RNA polymerase II cis-regulatory region sequence-specific DNA binding. The record is from RefSeq and is a predicted model, not a curated record. Bases 229 to 1512 code for a protein of 427 amino acids. The transcript has 3 exons. NCBI's taxonomy places the organism in Eukaryota, Metazoa, Chordata, Actinopteri, Characiformes, Serrasalmidae. Gene Ontology annotation, biological process: regulation of transcription by RNA polymerase II.